AUGAGCUGGUGGCCUGAAACGGACCCGAUUCCCGAGGGCUUUUGGGGGCCUGUGACCAGCACGCUCUUGUGGUGUGAGCGCAAGUACCAAUGGACCAAGUACAUAGCUGAGCCGGUCAACUCGCUCACGAACCUGCUCUUCCUGUCGCUGUCCGCGUACGGCAUAUACCGUGUGUCGACGGAGCGCCUCGCGCCGCGCUUCUACGGAUGUGCGCUCGGUAUCGGGAUUGUCGGCUUCGGCUCGUUCCUGUUCCACAUGACCCUCAAGUUUGAGGCGCAGCUGCUCGACGAGCUGCCGAUGAUCUGGGCGAGCAGCUACAUGACAUGGUCCAUGCUGGACCAGACGCUCUUUUUUGGGCGUAAGGUGAACCGCUUUAUUUUGCCGACCAUCAUCCUGGCGUUCGUUACGUGGAUCACGGUGGCGUACGUGAUCAACGGCGACCCCGUCUUCCACCAGGUGGCCUAUGCGUCGAUCAUGGUCGUGACAAUCCUGCAUGCGAUCUACAUCAUGGUGCACCCCCGUGCGCCCCUCAACGUCUCGGACGCUGCGCGCCGCCGCCGCGCUGAGGCGCGCUUCCUCGAGCAGGCCGGCACCGUGCUGUUCCUCAUUGGCUUUGGUAUCUGGAACCUGGACAACAUCUUUUGCGGCCACUUGCGCGUGGCGCGUGAAAAGAUCGGGUACCCCUUGGCCAUCCUGCUCGAGGGCCACGGCUGGUGGCACAUUUUCACCGGCUGCGGCGCGUACCUCCUGCUGCUGUCGAUCGAGGUUAUCGUCAUGACAUACUUGGAGCACCCCGACAACUUUGUCGUGCGCUAUGGCUGGAUCCCAUACGUCCAGCGCGUCCAGCCACACGACCCGUCGCGCACGCUUUUGCGCGAGUUUUCCGCACAGACAGAGAAGAAGGCCCAGUAG
Messenger RNA from Malassezia sympodialis ATCC 42132, 912 nucleotides. Its product is annotated as ceramidase. The record is from RefSeq and is a predicted model, not a curated record. Gene Ontology annotation, cellular component: endoplasmic reticulum membrane. Gene Ontology annotation, biological process: ceramide catabolic process; ceramide biosynthetic process. Gene Ontology annotation, molecular function: N-acylsphingosine amidohydrolase activity. NCBI's taxonomy places the organism in Eukaryota, Fungi, Basidiomycota, Malasseziomycetes, Malasseziales, Malasseziaceae.